This is a messenger RNA of Misgurnus anguillicaudatus (oriental weatherfish), 4268 nucleotides long. The record is from RefSeq and is a predicted model, not a curated record. Lineage: Eukaryota; Metazoa; Chordata; Actinopteri; Cypriniformes; Cobitidae.
ACACGCCCAUUUUUUUAAGCAAACUAGAAAUCCACAACUUCGACUGCAACAUAGCGCGCGUCAGCAUUGAAUGAACGAAUUAUGUAGCGCUUUCUAUUAACAAAUGUAUAAUACUUAACCGUUUAUAAGCAGUAGUGAGUGUGAUUGUGGUACGUAGUGCAUCCAAACGUCUAUUCGAUGGCGAAAAAGCCGAUGCCAUCUGAAGAUGCCACUUCGGAGGUUGCGGACUCGGCCCUGCCGGAGGACGCGCAGUCUCCGGAUUCUCCGGGAAGACAUGCCGUGUCCGUUCUAUUGUCUUUUGGGAAAUGCGUCGGUGCCUUACUGCCGGUCUACUUGGCUGGAUAUUUCGGAUUUAGCAUCAGUUUAGUUUUCCUCGGUCUUGUAGUUUAUACGGGAUGGAGACACAGCCGCGAUGGGAAGAAAGCGCGACUUCAAAGCGCGAUGUAUGUUUUGGAGAACGAGCAGGACGUCACAGCCACAAGGGUGUUUAAAACUAAACGCGAGUUACCUUCAUGGGUGAACUUCCCAGACGUAGAAAAGGUUGAGUGGAUAAACAAGAUAUUGCAGCAGGCCUGGCCGUUUAUUGGACAGUUUUUGGAGAAGCUGCUGGUGGAGACCAUUGCACCUUCAAUACGAUCUGCCAGCGCUCAUCUACAAACCCUUGCUUUUACCAAAGUUGACUUGGGAGACAGGCCCCUAAGAAUAGUUGGGGUAAAGGCCUACACUGAGCAUGAUAAGCGUCAAGUGAUACUUGAUUUUUAUAUCAGCUAUGCUGGAGAUGUGGAGAUUAAUGUUGAGGUGAAGAGGUACUUCUGUAAAGCUGGGGUAAAGGGUAUUCAGCUCCAUGGAAUGUUGAGGGUGAUCCUUGAACCCCUCAUUGGAGAUAUUCCUCUUGUUGGCGCUGUCACCAUGUUCUUCAUUCGCAGACCUAAACUUGACAUCAACUGGACCGGCCUAACUAAUUUAUUAGACAUACCCGGUUUGAAUGCAAUGUCGGACACUAUGAUAAUGGAUGCAAUCGCCUCUUUCCUGGUUCUCCCCAAUCGUCUCACUGUACCUUUGGUGGGCAACCUGCACGUAGCACAACUUCGUUCCCCUCUGCCACGGGGUAUAGUGCGUAUCCACCUGAUGGAGGCCGAAAACCUAGCUGCCAAGGAUAACUACAUGAAAGGUGUGAUAUCUGGGAAGUCUGAUCCGUAUGCACUGCUACGGGUGGGCACACAGACCUUCACUUCUCACCACGUGGACAACAACCUUAAUCCUCAGUGGAGAGAGAUGUAUGAGGUAAUUGUUCAUGAAGUACCUGGUCAGGAGUUGGAGCUGGAGGUGUUCGAUAAAGACCCUGACCAAGAUGACUUUCUUGGAAGGAUGAAGCUGGAUUUAGGUAUUGUAAAGAAAGCAGUAGUUCUGGAUGAGUGGUUCCCUUUGAAGGACGUUUCAUCAGGUCAGGUUCACCUCAGACUGGAAUGGCUCUCUUUAAUGGCAUCUGCAGAUCGCCUGACUGAGACGCUGCAGAGGAAUCAAAACAUCACUAUAGCCAGUAAGACAGCAGAUCCUCCAUCUGCUGCCAUUUUGACUGUUUAUCUGGACCGGGCCCAAGACCUGCCAUUCAAGAAAGGCAAUAAAGACCCCAGUCCCAUGGUGCAAGUUUCUAUGCAGGAUACAACCAAAGAAAGCAAGACGGCGUAUGGAACCAAUAAUCCAGUAUGGGAGGAAGCUUUCACGUUUUUUAUAAAGGAUCCACGCAAACACGAUAUUGACAUUCAGGUGAAAGAUGAUGACAGAGCUGUGUCACUGGGAAGUCUGUCUAUCCCUCUUUCCCGUUUGCUCUCCAGCACUGAGCUCAGCAUGGAUCAGUGGUUUCAGCUAGAGAACUCCGGACCGGCCAGCCGUAUCUACAUUACAGCUUUGCUGAGGGUGUUGUGGUUGAAUGAAGACGCUAUCCCCACCACACCUGUGUCUCCAUUACCAGGAGAAGGGGAUAUUGAUUCAGAGGUGUCUCCUGGAAACAAAGUGAUCCCCACCGCGAAACGUCCAGAGCAAACCAGUCCAGACAGCAGCUUUGCAUCCGAGGGCGUUCUGCGGCUCCUUCUGGUAGAAGCUCAAAAUCUCAUCGCAAAGGAUAAUUUAAUGGGUGGCAUGAUGAAGGGAAAGAGUGACCCGUAUGUGAAGAUUCGGGUGGGAGGAAUGGCCUUCAAGAGUCAUGUCAUCAAGGGAAACCUGAACCCUGUCUGGAACGAACUUUAUGAGGUGAUCCUAACACAGCUCCCGGGCCAGGAGGUGGAGUUUGACCUGUAUGAUAAAGACAUCGAUGAAGACGAUUUCCUGGGCAGAGUCAAAGUGAGCCUUAGUGACCUCAUCAACGCACAGUUUACUGAUCAGUGGUAUAAUCUGAAUGAUGUGAAGUCCGGACGACUUCAUUUGGUGAUGGAAUGGGUGCCGAAGGUGUCAGAUCCUACUAGACUUGAAAAGAUCCUGCACUAUAACUCGCUGAAGUCUUACCAGAAUAAAACUGUACCGUCUGUCGGACUGCUGUUUGUGUACACUGAGAGAGCACAUGGUCUACCUUUAAAGAAGAGUGGAAGUGAGCCGAAAGCGGGAGCAGAGCUAUCAAUCAAAAACGUAUCCUACCGCACCAAAAUUGCAAAUCGCUCAACUUCUCCACAAUGGGAUGAGGCUUUUCAUUUCCUGAUUCAAAAUCCAAGAGAAGACAUUCUUGUAGUCAAACUCUCUCACAGCUGGGGUCAGCCUCUGGGGUCUCUUGUGCUUCCAGUCAGAGAGGUUAUGGAUGAGAAGGAUAUGGUACUGGACCGCUGGUUUAGUCUGGAUGGAGCCAUGCCUGAGAGUCAGGUUCUGCUGAGAGCUCAACUCAAGCUCUUAGACAGCAAGUUGGCCCUGUGUAGUGAUGUCACAGCCAAUGCAGAGGAAGUGAGUCACAUGAUUCCAAGUGGAGAGGCGGCUGCUGCAGCCAAUAGUGAGCUCAGACACAGAACUGUGCCUGCCCAGGGAAGUGAGGAUGCUGGUGCGAGUGGGAAAGCCCAGGUGAAGCUCUCCAUUUCCUAUUCAUCUGGGGAAAACAGACUGGUUAUUAACGUCCAUGCCUGCAAGAACUUGCCGUCUUUCUCCAAAGAUCCUCCAGAUGCUUACAUCUCAUUGAUUCUUCUUCCGGAUAAGAACCGGAUUACCAAAAAGAAGACCAGUGUUAAAAAGAGGAACCUUAACCCUGAAUUCAAUGAGAGAUUUGAUUUUGAGAUGUCACUUGAAGAGGCUAAGCAGAGGCGCAUUGAACUGUUUGUCAAAAACAGCAUUUCAUUUAUGAGUCGUGAUAAAGAGCUUAUUGGCAAGGUUCAGGUGCAACUGAGUCAGCUAGAUCUGAAAGCAGGAUUAACACAGUGGUAUGACUUGUCGAAGGAGAUCCACUGAAUGGCACCUUGUUGACCUAAUCCUGAAGUCAUAGAAGGUCAUUUGCUUUAUUCAGAUGUUUACUUAAUACCCUGAUGUUUGCAGGGUCACAGUGUUUCAACAGUAAAGUGUCUGAUGUGUCAGGACCGUAACUGUGUUGUGCGCCAAAAAAGAUUCCCGUUAUACAAAGGGAUAAGAGAGCACCUUGAAACAACAUGAGAACAUGUUGAUUUUUUUGUUGUUGUUUCAUUUAAGUUAAUUUUAUGUAUUUUAUAUGUAGUAUGCUUUUUAUCUCCUGCAGCGUCAGGUUGUUACAAAUGUCACUUUGUGUGUCAUUGAAAAUAUGCCAAUGAGAAGUUGCAGCUUUACUUUUUAGGCUUUUUUAGUGUUUAUUGUGUUUUGUUCCAACAUUUCAAUGAGAGAUUAUUUAACUGUUACGUCACAUAUAGGUCAACGGGAUUUACAUAAAGAAACUUAAGUAUUUUGUGCUUUUUUUAUUUAGCAGAAGGAAGUCAUAGAAGAAAUGAUUCAUUUUUAUUAUUUCCCUUUUUAGAAUCUAUAACAAGAACUGUUUCAUGAUCUCAUGUUUUUAUUCAAAAUAUUUUUAUCACUAUGUGAAGUUUUUCCUUUUCCAAAGAUUGAAAUGUCUAAUGUAAUGUGUAUAUGUGUCAACCGAAAACCAGCAUGAAUAUUCAAGUUGUACGUCUCUGAUCGAGGGACAUCUACUCGAAAAUGUUACAAAAAUACUUGAGUUGUGUUCUUCUAGAAAAGAAAAGAGUUUCUUUCAUGAUGCAAAUGACAAUGUAUUGCUUCUGCACUCAAUUACUCAGAGCUUGUUGUAAUAAAUACGCCAAUUGCACUUUAAA